CGCACUCAAUGAUAUGUCACUCGCAUGGUCACAGGUGUAGGUUUCGCAUUGUUGGUGUCGUCAUAUCAAAAAGAAAAAUGUAUAAUGUUUCAUGUUCCUGUCUUCACUUCACGUUCACCAAAUAGUUAUUUUGUCAACAUGUGAAAUUACUAAAUUAUAUUUUUGUGUUUCCUAUGAUGUUUCUUUUUGUUGUGAUAAAUUAAAAAAAAAAAUACACAAUGUUUACUUUUGUCUGGCUCCGUAUUGUUGUAGUCUUAACCUUGACCAUAUGCUACGCUACUCGUACAAAUCAAGAUUUUGCUGAUGUAAAUUUACCAACUAAUCAUCUUGUGCGCUACUUCAACACAUUCCCUUACCUUAGAGAUAAGUGUCUUGAUUCUCAAAACUGCCCUUACUAUGAUAUAUUGAAAAAUGAUUCAGCUAAAAGUGUAUGUUGGGGAUAUGAAACGUCUUGCAAGCCACCGAACAACUUUCAAACGCCUCAAUGCCUUGGAGAUCACACCGGAUGGGUUCAGAAUAAAGAGGCUCAGUUGGACACUUUCUUUUACCAGGCAGAUUUUGGCUACAUCAGGCAGCAAAUCGAUGAAAUGUCAGUGAUGUGUGAACCAACUUAUCGAGAGGAUUCAUCACUCGAAUGCACGAAAUAUUUACGUUUCUGUCGUGGUAGAAACUUAAUGAUUAACUUUACAGAUUUGUCAAAACGUCACGACCUUAUUAGAUAUAACAUGAAUGUGCUCAGUCAAGGCCAAAUAGGUGGCCAUUGCCGGUUACAUCGCAAACGUCUGAUGAACGAGAUGGAACACAUGGGUGCAUUACAAUCUUGGGCACCCGAGCUCAGAUACUUUGAAGAAAAAGAUUUUCGACCCAUAACCGGUAAUGGUAAAUGUGAUAUUGUGGUAGAAAAGCCUACAUACAUUAUGAAAAUCGAUGCAAAUUAUAAUAUGUACCACCACUUCUGUGAUUUCAUCAACCUGUACGCCUCAUUAUUUGUAAAUCAAAGCCAUCCGUUGGCAUUCGACACAGAUACCCAAGUUCUGAUAUGGGAAUCGUAUCCAUAUGAGUCACCUUUUGCUGAAACUCUUAAAGCAUUUACUAAAAAUCCAAUAUGGAAUUUAGACAAUGUUCGUGGCAAAGUUGUUUGCUUUAAAAAUCUUGUUCUUCCAUUGUUGCCAAGAAUGAUAUUUGGACUUUAUUAUAAUACGCCCAUUAUCAAUGGGUGCGAAAAGAGUGGAUUGUUUCGAGCCUUUUCGGAGUUUAUAACUCAUCGCCUUCAGAUUCCAAUGCAUGAAAAAAUUAAUUCGAAAAUACGAAUAACAUUUUUGUCUCGCAAGACCAAAUAUCGGCAAGCACUUAAUGAGGAUGAAUUGAUUGCAGAAAUAAGCGGAAAUAGAGACUAUUUUGUGAGGCGAAUAUCUUUCGAGCGAGGAAUGUCGUUCUCGGACCAAUUACAAAUAAUUCGAAAUACUGAUAUUCUUAUUGGUAUGCAUGGAGCUGGGUUAACACAUCUUCUCUUUCUUCCUAAUUGGGCUACAAUUUUUGAGCUAUACAACUGCGAAGAUCCAAAUUGUUACAAGGAUUUGGCACGUUUGCGUGGUGUCAGCUAUAUAACAUGGAAAGACAAAUCGAAACUCCAAACGAAAGAUGAAGGAAGUCAACAGAAGGGUGGAGCUCAUGCUAAAUUUGUCAAUUAUGAAUUCGAUCCAAAGGAAUUCGCUAGCUUAGUUGCAAAUGGAGCACAACUAGUUCGCGAUCAUGAUGAAUUCAAAGUUCAUUUAAAACCUAGUAGUCAACGUGAUGAAUUGUGAGGGCCAUUAAUGCAAUGAACUGUACUUAAAAUCAUUAUUUACUUAAUUUUUAAAUGGGAUCCGAUUUUUGGAACCCUUAAAAGAUACUCAAAUAAUAAAUAAGAAUGAAUCUGUGAGCACAAGGCAAUUAAUAAAUUUUUUUUUUGUUAUUAGUUGAAACACAACACAAAUUUUAGAUAUUUUUAAUUUUAAUUAAUUAAUCUUAUAUGUAAUAAUUAUUCUUUGAAAUACAAACGAUUAUAAAUAAAUUCAUCAAUUAAGUCGAGAAAAUCAA
Molecule: messenger RNA, 2079 nt
Organism: Episyrphus balteatus (marmalade hoverfly)
Lineage: Eukaryota; Metazoa; Arthropoda; Insecta; Diptera; Syrphidae
Gene: Eogt
Product: EGF domain-specific O-linked N-acetylglucosamine transferase
Exons: 3
Coding region: 219-1805 (528 amino acids)
Cellular component (GO): endoplasmic reticulum lumen
Molecular function (GO): protein N-acetylglucosaminyltransferase activity
Source: RefSeq, a predicted model, not a curated record